CGAUGUUGAAAAAAAAAGGAGAGCAAUUUUUUUUUGUUCUCUCACAUCACCUUGUUAUACUUUCCAUGAUACCAGAAGACUUGUUGCUGUUUCGCUUGGAUCUCAAGCAUAGACCGGGUUCAGAUAUAUUCACCAAGUACAUUGCUCAAGACCAGCGAGUGGUCGACUUAGUUACGAACGCCAUCUUCCAUGUUCCCGCUGGCACCUACGUCAGUACAAGCACGCUCUUUAAGGACGGCACCAAUUGUGACGCCUUGUAUGUUCCUGUGUCAUCCAAUUUGUCAGGCCUACCACCGAUUAUUCUCGAGUUUCAACGAACUGUGAAUAUGGAAUUUUUACGUAGAAGUACCAGAUACUGCUUGAAUACCUACGACCGUCUGCUCCUCGCCUAUAUUAGUGGUUUUUUGUACUAACUGCAUCGCUUCAACUUCAAUCUCAAACAAUUUCACUAGUCACCAUCGCUUGCCGUAUUGUCAAGCAGUCCCCUGGUUCACCUUUGCUGAUGACUUCAUUAUGAUUACGAAAGACACCAUUCAGCCUUUGAUUGACAAAGAUGACAAACUGCCACCUUUAGCAGCACUUGCCCACUUCAUUAUUGCAGGCAAGCUCAGUAUCAUCGAAACAGAGCACAAUGACGACGAGACAAUUCAAUCUUUGUACCGCUUGGCAAUGGACAUCUUCCCCUGUGACGUCCGAGAUGACGGUGGCUUUGAGCCAGCAAUUACUGCAUUAAACGAGAUGGGGCAGCAGUUCAAGAAAAUCACCAAGGAGAUUCCAUCGAAU
Molecule: messenger RNA, 783 nt
Organism: Radiomyces spectabilis
Lineage: Eukaryota; Fungi; Mucoromycota; Mucoromycetes; Mucorales; Radiomycetaceae
Exons: 1
Source: RefSeq, a predicted model, not a curated record